AUGAUUAAACAAACUUCCAUUUCCUUAGCUCAACAAGCUUCUAAAUCAAUGACAAAAUCUAUCCCACCGGUGACUUUGACCUAUAAGAAUAUGUUAAAGGACCCUUCGGUCAAAUAUAAACCCUUUAAAGGCCCAGUCUUGACAAAUAGAAAAUGGCCAAAUAAUACAAUUAAAAAGGCUCCACGUUGGCUAUCUACCGAUCUAAGGGAUGGGAACCAAUCUCUACCUGACCCAAUGAAUGUAGAACAGAAAAAGGAAUAUUUCCAUAAACUUGUGGAUUUAGGGUUUAAAGAAAUCGAAGUGGCAUUCCCCUCUGCUUCUCAAACAGAUUUCGAUUUCACCAGAUAUGCAGUGGAAAAUGCUCCAGAUGAUGUGUCCAUUCAAGCUUUGACUCAAUCAAGAGAACAUUUGAUUAGAAGAACUAUAGAUUCCUUAAGGGGUGCCAAGCGUGCUACCGUACAUACAUAUUUAGCUACAAGUGAUAUGUUCCGUGAAAUUGUCUUUAAUAUGUCACAGGAAGAAGCUAUUGAAAAAGCUGUGGAAACCACCAAAUUGGUUCGUGAAUUGACUAAGGAUGACCCAUCCACAGCUGGUACCUAUUGGUCUUAUGAAUUUUCUCCAGAAACUUUUAGUGAUACACCAAUGGAUUUUGCUGUAAAGAUAUGUGAAGCUGUUAAAGAGGCUUGGGAACCAACUGAAUCAAACCCAAUCAUCUUUAAUUUACCUGCUACUGUAGAAAUGGCCACUCCAAACGUUUAUGCUGAUCAAAUUGAAUAUUUUAUCAAUAAUAUAACUGAAAGAGAAAAGAUUUGUGUUUCCACUCAUAAUCAUAACGAUCGUGGUUGUGCUGUAGCAGCUACGGAAUUAGCUUUAUUAGCUGGUGCUGAUAGAGUGGAAGGCUGUGUAUUUGGUAAUGGUGAAAGAACUGGUAAUGUUGAUCUAGUUACUUUAGCUUUGAAUUUAUACACUCAAGGUAUUCCACCAAACUUGGAUUUCUCUGAUAUUUCUUCUGUUUUGGAUGUCGUGGAACGUUGUAAUAAAAUUCCAGUCUCACCAAGAGCUCCAUAUGGUGGUGAUUUGGUUGUUUGUGCCUUCUCUGGUUCUCAUCAAGAUGCUAUCAAGAAAGGUUUUGCUUUGCAAGAAAAAUAUAAUAAGGAACAUAAUACUGACACUAAGAAUUCACAAUGGAGAAUCCCUUACUUGCCAUUGGAUCCAAAGGAUAUUGGUCGUGACUAUGAAGCUGUUAUUAGAGUCAACUCUCAAUCUGGUAAAGGUGGUACCGCUUGGGUCAUUCUAAGAUCCUUGGGUCUAGAUUUACCAAGACCAAUGCAAAUCGAAUUCUCUGCUCAAGUUCAAGAAGCCGCUGAUGCAUUGAAGAGAGAAUUACAACCAAAAGGUAUCAUUGAAUUAUUUAAGAAAACUUACAAUUUUGAAAAUCCUUCAAUUAAGAACUCAAUUAAUUUGAUUAAUUACAAUGUUGAAAAAGAUCCCCAAAAUCCAGAAAAGAGAAUAUUUAUUGGUCAAGUGGAGGUUAAUGGUAAGACUACAGAUUUCAAGGGUGUUGGUAAUGGUCCAAUUUCUUCUUUGAUUGAUGCCUUCUCUCAAUUAUUGAACGUUAAAUUAGGUGUUGCCAAUUAUACAGAACACUCAAUAGGUUCUGGUUCUAGAACCCAAGCUGCCUCUUUUAUUCAAAUCACUUAUAUGAAUGAUUCUACUAAUGAAGCUGCUACCAAAUGGGGUGUUGGUAUACAUGAAGAUGUUUCUGAAGCUUCAAUUAAAGCUAUUUUCACAACAGUUAACAACUUGAUUAGUUCAGGUGACAUCGUUGUCCCGGAAAUUUAA
This is a messenger RNA of Henningerozyma blattae CBS 6284, 1842 nucleotides long. RefSeq lists its product as uncharacterized. Lineage: Eukaryota; Fungi; Ascomycota; Saccharomycetes; Saccharomycetales; Saccharomycetaceae. Gene Ontology annotation, biological process: L-leucine biosynthetic process. The transcript has a single exon. Gene Ontology annotation, cellular component: mitochondrion. Gene Ontology annotation, molecular function: 2-isopropylmalate synthase activity. Bases 1 to 1842 code for a protein of 613 amino acids. The record is from RefSeq and is a predicted model, not a curated record.